AUGGCCGAAGAAGAAACCUGUUGCGGGUGCGUCACCCUCGACGAAGCUGAGGAGUACGACAUGGGACUCCACAUUGGCGCUAUCUUCAUCAUAUUUGUCGUGUCCGCGGCUGGCACCAUGAUCCCGAUCAUCUCGCAGAAGAUCCCUCAAUGUAAGGCCAACUCGGUCGUUAUGGAGGCUGUCAGUGCCUUCGCGUUCGGAGUUGUUCUCGCCACGGGUCUCAUCCACAUGGUCAACGAGGGCAUUGAGAAGCUAAGCAACGAGUGUCUCGGAGCUGUCGUGGAAAACUACGAGAGUCUGGGUCUCGCCUUUGUGCUGAUCACUCUGGUGGUCAUGCACUUCAUCGAGUGUGAGAGUUCGGUGUUUUUCGGUGCCCAAAAUUCGAUGCUCCAUGGUCACGCUCACGGGGAGAUCACAGCUCAAGAGGCUGCAAUUACUCCGGCGGAUCGAGAAACUCCAAAGCCAGUGGAGAAUCCGUAUCACGAAGCUGCUUUCGACCAGAGCGAGCUUGACUCCAAGAUUCGUCGUAAAAUUGCCACAAUCAUCUUCGAGGCUGGCGUUGUCUUCCACUCCGUCAUCAUCGGUCUUGAUCUCGGAGUCACGGCUGGCUCAGAGUUCAAGACUCUCCUUGCAGCUCUGUGCUUUCACCAGUUCUUCGAAGGUGUCGCUAUCGGCAGCUCAGCGCUCAGCUCCCUCGAAAGUAAGAGCAAGCUCUUCAUUGUCAACUUCGUGUUCGCCAUCACGACUCCAAUUGGCCAAGUCAUCGGCAUUGGUAUCCGAAGCACAUACUCGGACUCGUCGACGACGUCACUGUGGGUUCAGGGAAUUCUCAACUGCGUUGCUGGUGGCAUUCUGCUGUACACGGGUCUGGUGGAGUUGUUGACGUACAACAUGACCACGAACGGCCAGUUCCUGUCGCGUCCGACGGCCCAGCGUUUCUUGUUGUACAUUUGCUUGUGGCUGGGUGCUGGUUUGAUGGCCCUCAUCGGCAAGUGGGCGUGA
This is a messenger RNA of Phytophthora infestans T30-4, 1002 nucleotides long. Its product is annotated as Zinc (Zn2)-Iron (Fe2) Permease (ZIP) Family. Gene Ontology annotation, molecular function: zinc ion transmembrane transporter activity. Gene Ontology annotation, cellular component: plasma membrane. Lineage: Eukaryota; Oomycota; Peronosporomycetes; Peronosporales; Peronosporaceae. Gene Ontology annotation, biological process: zinc ion transmembrane transport. The record is from RefSeq and is a predicted model, not a curated record. The transcript has a single exon. Bases 1 to 1002 code for a protein of 333 amino acids.